Messenger RNA from Eubalaena glacialis (North Atlantic right whale), 1451 nucleotides. It is a transcript of the gene PSMD14, whose product is annotated as proteasome 26S subunit, non-ATPase 14. Gene Ontology annotation, molecular function: metallopeptidase activity; protein binding; proteasome binding. The coding region runs from base 227 to 1159 and encodes 310 amino acids. The record is from RefSeq and is a predicted model, not a curated record. Gene Ontology annotation, cellular component: proteasome regulatory particle, lid subcomplex. The transcript is spliced from 12 exons. Lineage: Eukaryota; Metazoa; Chordata; Mammalia; Artiodactyla; Balaenidae. Gene Ontology annotation, biological process: proteasome-mediated ubiquitin-dependent protein catabolic process; protein deubiquitination.
CUGCUGUCGCUCUCGCCGCCGCCGCUGCGUCACCGCUGCUGGAAGACAAGGGUCCAGACCGCGGCCUCCUGCUCCGCCCGCCUUCAGGAGAGAAAAAAAAUAAAAAUAAAAACUUGGGAAAAACUAUACCUGCCAGUAUUAGCAAGAGCUUGAGUUAAGAAGAAGUUUGUCAAACUCAACAGAUUGAAGCUUAACACCACAAGAGUUGUAGUUACUGACCAGAAAUAUGGACAGACUUCUUAGACUUGGAGGAGGUAUGCCUGGACUGGGCCAGGGGCCACCUACAGAUGCUCCUGCAGUGGACACAGCAGAACAAGUCUAUAUCUCUUCCCUGGCACUGUUAAAAAUGUUAAAACAUGGUCGUGCUGGGGUUCCAAUGGAAGUUAUGGGUCUGAUGCUUGGAGAAUUUGUUGAUGAUUACACCGUCAGAGUGAUUGACGUGUUUGCUAUGCCACAGUCAGGAACAGGUGUCAGUGUGGAGGCAGUGGAUCCAGUGUUCCAAGCCAAGAUGUUGGAUAUGUUGAAGCAGACAGGAAGGCCUGAGAUGGUUGUUGGUUGGUAUCACAGUCACCCUGGCUUUGGUUGUUGGCUUUCUGGUGUGGAUAUCAACACUCAGCAGAGCUUUGAAGCCUUGUCAGAGAGAGCUGUGGCAGUGGUUGUGGAUCCCAUUCAGAGUGUAAAAGGAAAGGUUGUUAUUGAUGCCUUCAGAUUGAUCAAUGCUAAUAUGAUGGUCUUAGGACAUGAACCAAGACAAACAACCUCAAAUCUGGGUCACCUAAACAAGCCAUCUAUCCAGGCAUUAAUUCAUGGACUAAACAGACAUUAUUACUCCAUUACUAUUAACUAUCGGAAAAAUGAACUGGAACAGAAGAUGUUGUUAAAUUUGCAUAAGAAGAGUUGGAUGGAAGGUUUGACACUUCAGGACUACAGUGAACACUGUAAACACAAUGAAUCAGUGGUAAAAGAGAUGUUGGAAUUAGCCAAAAAUUACAAUAAGGCUGUAGAAGAAGAAGAUAAGAUGACACCUGAACAGCUGGCAAUAAAGAAUGUUGGCAAGCAGGACCCCAAACGUCAUUUGGAGGAACAUGUGGAUGUACUUAUGACUUCAAAUAUUGUCCAGUGUUUAGCAGCUAUGUUGGAUACUGUUGUAUUUAAAUAAAGCAAUGCAAAAAGCUCUUAGUGAUACUUUCAGUGUAUAGUCCUCUUGUUCCUAAUGCUCAAAAUCAAGGGACCUCUGAAGGUGUAUUUGGUUAAAUGUAAGACAUCUGGCAUCAUUUGCAGCACUGUAACACCUUCAGUCUCCGUGUGCAAUUACUUCUGUUUCUUUAGUCAGGGUCUUUGCAGAUUCCAAAGUUGUAUAAGAAUACAUCAAAGUGGACAAAUUUUGUUAAGAUCCCAUUUAAUAUUUGAAGAAAUCAGUAACACAAAUAUAUUUUGAUUGUUGCUUACAA